Verticillium alfalfae VaMs.102 is the source of this 966-nucleotide messenger RNA. Its product is annotated as Delta(12) fatty acid desaturase. Gene Ontology annotation, biological process: lipid metabolic process. Gene Ontology annotation, molecular function: oxidoreductase activity. The transcript is spliced from 2 exons. The record is from RefSeq and is a predicted model, not a curated record. NCBI's taxonomy places the organism in Eukaryota, Fungi, Ascomycota, Sordariomycetes, Glomerellales, Plectosphaerellaceae. The coding region runs from base 1 to 966 and encodes 321 amino acids.
AUGGUUCUCCUCGCCACCACGUUCACCAUCUGGCACAACUUCGUGACGCCGCAGUACAUUCCCUCGUACCCUCUCCGUGUCGCUCUUUGGGCCGUGUACACUAUCCUUCAGGGUCUUUUCGCCACCGGUCUCUGGGUCAUUGCCCACGAGUGCGGCCAUGGCGCCUUCUCUGAUUCAACUCGCGUCAACAACGUCACCGGCUGGUUCCUCCAUUCUGCCCUUCUUGUGCCCUACUACAGCUGGCAAAUGUCCCACAGCAAGCACCACAAGGCCACCGGCAACAUGGAGCGCGACAUGGUCUUUGUGCCCCGUACUCGUGAGGAGCACGCCACUCGCCUCGGUACCAUGGCUCACGAGCUUGCUGAGUUGACUGAGGAGACGCCUAUCGCCACCCUGCUUCACCUCGUCGGCCAGCAGCUCGUCGGCUGGCCCAGUUACCUCGUCAACAACGUUACCGGCCACAACUACCACGAGCGUCACCGUGAGGGCCGUGGCAAGGGCAAGCAUAACGGUUUCGGCGGUGGCGUCAACCACUUUGAUCCCCGCAGCCCCCUUUGCAUUACUUUCCUUCAGCACACCGAUCCCUCGCUUCCCCACUACACCGGCGAGCAGGGGAAUUUCGUCCGCGGGGCUGCCGAUACCAUCGACCGAGAGAUGGGCUUUGUCGGUCGCCACCUGCUCCACGGCAUUGUUGAGACGCACGUCCUUCACCACUACAUCAGCUCCAUACCCUUCUACAAUGCCGAUGAGGCCACCGAGGCCAUCAAGCCUGUCAUGGGCAAGCACUACCGUGCUGAUGUCCGCGACGGUCCCUGGGGCUUCAUCCGCUCGCUUUGGACCUCAGCACGCUCGUGCCAGUGGGUUGAGCCCAGCGUGGGUGCUGAGGGUGCCGGCAAGGGCAUCCUGUUCUUCCGCAACCGUAACCACAUUGGUGUGCCGCCCAUGGGCCGCACGGAUAAGCAGUGA